GAGAGCACAAGCAGGGGGAGCGGCAAGCAGAGGGCGAGAGAGAAGCAGACUCCCCGCUGAGCAGGGAGCCUGAUGCGGGACUCGAUCCCAGGACCCUGAGAUCAUGGCCUGAGCCAGCAUUUCUCCUGGCCCCAAACAGAAGCUCAGCAGACACUGGUUGAACGGAUGGAUGACACUCAGAAAUGGCUAGGCUGUGUUCUUGUUUUGGAUUCAGAAAAUAUCCUUACUGUGCUAUGUGACAAGACUGAGUCUCCCACGCCUUUAUGUCUUCGUGUCCCUACAGGACUCUGCACGUCACUUGGCACACCGUCGGUUCUGGUGGCACGGAAUGGAACUAGGGACUUAGCUACAGAGGUGCUGCCUCGCCUGGUGGGGAUUGAAGGCCACCCCGAGGCACCUGACACACUGCUGUGGCCACAGUUGGAGGGACUGUCCUGUCACAAAGCCCCCGGAGACAUGAUGUCACACACAGAGACCACUCUCCUUGCUAAAGGGAGGGGCUGGGCCCUGCACUCCCAGACUUAGCUGGGCUCCGGUGCCCUUCUCUCACUCGGUUCUGGAGCCAGACGGGAGGGGAGGAGGACACUGCCUGGACACUGAUAUGGUCAGAGGGGGCCCUGCAGGUCGCUGACAUCAUCGAGGUUGGCAGCUUUGGCAAGCGGUCUCGAAGGCUGUCCUCAGGAAAGCAGCCAAGCAGACUGAAAAUGGUGUUUGGACUGGGCUGCCAGAGAGAAAGGCUCUACAAGCCCCUGUACAUAGCACACCUCUUCAUUCUUGCAGGAGUGGUGUACUACUAUUUUCAGGGGUCUGUGGGGAAGCCAGCCCCCGACCAUGAGAUUGCUGGGGAACCCUCCCAGCUCGUAGGGGAGACCCUAAGGCCGGUGUGGGGGCUGAUGGAUAAGUGCUACCCUGUGACCACUCAGAGACGCAGAGCCAAGGGCGGGAAGAAGCAAGCCUCUGAGGCCAUGCCCCCCAAGAGCGGUGCUGCCCCCAGGGAGGAGACUGAGCUCUGGUCUCAGCAUGAAGGGGAGGUGAGGCCCCCAGCGAAGGAAGCAGCCAGCCCCAGUCCGGGUCCUGCUGCGAAGGCGGUAGCUGAGGAGGAAGAGGGGGCAGGGACCCCAGGCUGGGAGGAGAACACAAAGGUCCGAAAGGAGAUUGCAGUAUACGCUUCUGGUAAGACGGCAGACCCCGUCCCGCUGCCCCGGGACCCUGCAGAGCUCAGCAGGCCGGCCUCUCUCAGGCCUCUGGCCCUGGGUUGGGGAGGGGAGGGAAGAAGCCCGGGUAGCCAGACGCCCCGUCCUCCCUGAAUGUCUCGGCUGCCUCCUGCUUCCUUCCUGGUCGGCAGGAACUUGAGGCCUCUCCCCUUGGUUUGGGGGAGUAGCGAGCGUUUCAUCAGCGCCAGCCUCUUCCCCCAGUGUCAGAGGGCGCCCCGGCCCUGGGGAAGGGUCCUCCCCGCAAGGGACCCACAGGGCUUGCCUGUCUGUGCU
Messenger RNA from Ailuropoda melanoleuca (giant panda), 1487 nucleotides. RefSeq lists its product as uncharacterized. The coding region runs from base 705 to 1307 and encodes 200 amino acids. Lineage: Eukaryota; Metazoa; Chordata; Mammalia; Carnivora; Ursidae. The transcript has 8 exons. The record is from RefSeq and is a predicted model, not a curated record.